This is a messenger RNA of Aspergillus ochraceoroseus IBT 24754, 1449 nucleotides long. RefSeq lists its product as uncharacterized. The transcript has 2 exons. Lineage: Eukaryota; Fungi; Ascomycota; Eurotiomycetes; Eurotiales; Aspergillaceae. The coding region runs from base 1 to 1449 and encodes 482 amino acids. The record is from RefSeq and is a predicted model, not a curated record.
AUGCACUUCUGGCAUUUUGGUUUUGCGUUGCUCUCUGCGGUGCAGAGUGCUACUGCUGUCUUGUCUGAUUCUCGAUUCGAAAAGCAUGUCAAUACGCUGCAGCUGACCAAUGCGUUCAAUCCUGUCAAGGACGCGUACUGGACCGGUUACCCUCACCAUCGGCGUACCCCGUUUGCUGUUUCUCCGGACGAGAAAUCUGCGUACCUUGCCUACCUCGAUUCUAGUGGGACCGAUGUGCACGUUCAGAAGGUGGACCCAAGUACCUUCAAGGCGGUUGGGGCUACUGUUACCGUCUCCGGUGGUAAAGAAGCUGGUGGACUGGUUGCCCACAACGAUGGGUUUGCCCUCCUGACGAAUGAGGCUAUGCCCUCUGGAACCACCAACGCGCCCCCCGAUAACACCCCAGUCCCUGUUCUCUAUCGCUAUACGAACGGAAGCAAGACCUGGAAAACUUGGCUAGGUGGCCCUGACGUACACGCAGCGGAUGGCCUUUCUGCCUCUCCUGAUAUGAAUGGUGACCUAGUGUACUCUGAGGCCGCUGGCAUGUACGGAGCCUACUUCGUCGUUACUGAUUACGCCGGAUGGGCCUCGGGUCAUUUUGGCGAUAGCAUCCAGUACGUGAAUAAUGACGGAAAGCUUGUCGAUAUCGCCGGAGCCUCUAGCUCCUGGGGCUGCAGCCAUAACACCGGUAUUGCUUUUGAAGCAGCUGAUGAAGCUCCAUUCGCCAGCAUCUGUGCCGAAGAUCAAGGAGCUAUUUGGCUCAAUACCAAGACCCAGGGUAUGAUGAACGACGGCGUCAAAAUCUCCAAUGAGCACACAAUCAACGGGGCCUCUGGAGAACCAAUGGGUGGCAUGUCCGGUAGCUACAGUUCAUUGGCUCGCUUUGGGAAAACCGCAAAAUAUGUCUUCGCUUGGACUUCUCGUGGCGCUAUUGACCUGACCGAAAACACCUGGAUGGGCAGUGGAUACACCCAGGCGAAGAACCGCACCAACAACCGCAAUGUCGCUAUGGCUCUGCUCUCUGAUAAGUAUACAAAGGUUGGUGCACAGGCUAGCUCCGAGGUUGGCGCGGCAGACGGCGACAGCCAAGUCCAGUGGGUCAAGAAGGGAGAAAAUGAUUGCUCUAAUGUUCACGUUGGAGCCUUCGGACCGAUCAAUGCCCUUCUUACUUGGGAGGAAAUUUCGGACCCCAUCUGUGACUUCGAUGCUAUGGGCUGCCGUGGAACAUUUGCAGGCUCGUACUUCCAGCAGGUGAACAGAGACGGCCAGGUAGUCGGAAGCCCCCUGAAGGCCAUGGACACUUAUGUCGCAGGUGACAUGGUCAACAUUGGUACUCGCCGACUAUGCUGGCCCUACGUCCACAUGGACUGGGACUUGUCGCAGGCUGUCAAUAGUUGGGAUACUCCUUCUACCACGAAGCAGAUGAGCUUCGCCUGUAUCAGUAUCUAG